This is a messenger RNA of Hermetia illucens (black soldier fly), 1791 nucleotides long. RefSeq lists its product as uncharacterized. Lineage: Eukaryota; Metazoa; Arthropoda; Insecta; Diptera; Stratiomyidae. Bases 1 to 1791 code for a protein of 596 amino acids. The transcript has a single exon. The record is from RefSeq and is a predicted model, not a curated record.
AUGAAACUAAGUGGAAUUCCUGCAUUAGCGGCUUCCCUAUUUCUUCUGGAAGUUACUGGAAUAAUCGCAUUAAACCUGGAGGAUAUUGUAGUCGAACUAAAUGAAAUACAUCAAUUCCGGACAAUUCUAUACUUUAUUACGGACUUGGACGACGAAAGCAGAACAUUGGUACCCGAGAAAAUCAGUCCAAACAUAGAUAAUAUUCCCAAAUUGGUUGUGGAUCAUACCUUUGAGGGUGUAUCUUUAAAAGGUCAAUUCGGCUCCAAUGUAUUAUCACUGGCCUUCAUAACACUAUCAAAUAAGGAAGUGGCCCUCGAAGUGUUGCGGAGAACCUUGAAAGGGAAUUUGUUAUCCCCCAUUGUUUUCCAUUUUCUUACAGAUACUUUAUCCAAGGAUGAUUUAAACCAGUUCGUUGCUGAGCUACGCGAUGAAAUGAUGUUCAAUAGUCUAGUGUUGGUCAACAAUCGCCUGUUCACGUUUAACCUUUAUCCCAGCACUACCAUUAGGGAAGUCGCGUCAACGGAAUCACUCAAACUGGCUUUGGCGGAAAAGUUUUCGAAUCUUCACGGAUUAGAUGUUAGAGUUGUACGCAUUACUGAUAUAUCAACAAGUGUGCAGUAUGUGGACGAAAAUGGGAACCUCCAAUAUGGAGGGAUAUUCAUGAAGACUAUCCUUGCAUUCAUCAAAAAAUACAAUGGGACAUUUGUUGAACAUUUGGAUAUUCCUAGAGGUUUCGAGAAUCUCGAAAAAUAUCUGGCUAAUGGAGCAUUCGAGAUUUUCACUAUGAAUAGUCUGGGUUACGGUGGUGAGGAAUACAUGUCCUAUCAAUUGCCGCUACAUACAACAUGUUUAAUACUACCAUAUCAAAAGGAACUUCCCAGAGUUUUCUACCUCAUGUUACCAUUUCAAGUGCCUACCUGGUUUCUACUAGGUUUCGGGACGUUUACUCUGUUCUUCGUUAUUUUGAUUAUCGAAGCUCUCUAUGGCAGGAAUACUGACUCAUUGAGGACGUUCCAAAACGCGUUCUUCGAAGUUUGGAGAAUAACCACUCAACAGCUGAACUCGCGGCCUGAACUGGAGGUGAAUCGAUGGGUAGUCGUGGUGCAUCUACUGGCCAUUGUCCAGUUUAUGUUAAUUCUGAGCCUUUACCAAAGUGGCUUGAGUAGCUUCUACACCAAAUCAAUUCCCACUAGGCAGAUCGAUACCCCAGACGAUUUGGAAAUGAGCAACUAUAAAGUGUUGGUACACGAGAGAACGCUGUAUCAUCUACAACACUUUGGCGGCUUUCCGCCCAAUGUUGUUGAGAAUUUCGCCCCUGACGAGGGAAGCAUUGAUACAAAUCUGGUUGAACUGGAUCCAAACUAUGGAUAUUUACCACGACCAGAAUACGUUGACGUUUUAAUUGGAUUGGAGCAGUCUUCGUUGAGACAAUUUCAUUUCAGCAAAAUCUGUGCACGACGGGAACCCUACAGUAUUAUGAUUGGAACAAGGUUUCCAUUCAGAUCGCUCCUUUCUGAGGUGAUUCUUCGUCUGGCUGACGCUGGUGUAAUGGAUAAAUGGAAUAAGGAUAUAUUUUAUGAAAGUGGGAAGGCAGGUUGUCUCAAAGUUAAAGUGAUAUACGAGAGUCCUUUGAGACCAUUAAAAGUUGACGAGCUUUAUGGAAUUUGGAUUAUUUAUGCGAUUGGGAUGAGUGUCUGCAUUAUUGUUUUUCUCAUUGAAAAAUUCUGGAAGACCAUCGUACAUUUCUUUGAACGAAUUUUUAAAAGAAAAUUCAAUAUUAAACUGUUUUAG